AUGAACCCAUCAACCUGCAGACAGCAUCCCACCUCCCAAGCACCUGCACGCAGUGGCACCGCCUCCCAAGGACGCAAUCAUCACCACAAAGGCAAACGCAAAGAGCAAAACCACCUCACGAAGAAAGGGGCAAAAAGAACGUGCCCGGAUAUCCAUCACGUGAUUCGAGGCCGGUGCGUGAGAGGCAGGGGACCCAGAGUACAAAGCAGAGGGAAACAUAACCCAAACGGCGGCACCGCUACACUAGAAGUCAGCUCGCAGCACAGGAACAGAGGCAACGGAAAACGACAGCCAAUCAGAGCCAAGUGA
Molecule: messenger RNA, 309 nt
Organism: Linum trigynum
Lineage: Eukaryota; Viridiplantae; Streptophyta; Magnoliopsida; Malpighiales; Linaceae
Source: the annotation of a GenBank genome assembly